CUCAGAAGUUUGCACAGAGGUGCUAUUUAAAUUACGCUGCAGUAGCGGUAUGCUGUACGAUCUGUUUAACGAGAUCCAAGAUGUUUUCGGUGUCAAAAUGUUAAUCGACCUAAUGGAAGCUGUCUUUGAGAUAUUCGUUGUGAUUUCAUGGAUUUGUUGUUGCAUAGCUGUGCCCUCCCUGGCACACAGUUUUCGUACCGGUCGCAUGAUUGUCAUCUUUGUCAAAGCACUCUGUCAUCUCGGUUUUUUAGUACACGAGCCAAUGCAAGUCAGUCAGCUGCCACACCAGCUCUUAGUCAACUGGCGGAAAAUCUGUUUUGCACGCCAGCAGUGUAUCAGUCAAAAAAGAGUUGGGAUCACCUGCGAGGAAAUGGACAUAGCAUAUUCUACAGAGCAGCUACUUCGUAAGGAAAUGACCUUUAUGGCUGGCCAUAUGGCGUAUCUGGAUUUGUCAAUGAUUGCUUCGGUUAGUAAUUUUUGUGUGCUACCUGCACAAACACAACCCUAUCACCAUAUCGAUAAUCUAUAA
This is a messenger RNA of Paramacrobiotus metropolitanus, 529 nucleotides long. RefSeq lists its product as uncharacterized. The transcript has 3 exons. The record is from RefSeq and is a predicted model, not a curated record. Lineage: Eukaryota; Metazoa; Tardigrada; Eutardigrada; Parachela; Macrobiotidae. Bases 50 to 529 code for a protein of 159 amino acids.